Biomphalaria glabrata is the source of this 2737-nucleotide messenger RNA. RefSeq names its product mucin-2-like. The record is from RefSeq and is a predicted model, not a curated record. The transcript is spliced from 10 exons. NCBI's taxonomy places the organism in Eukaryota, Metazoa, Mollusca, Gastropoda, Planorbidae. Bases 473 to 2539 code for a protein of 688 amino acids.
CUAAUUUGGAAAUAGCAUCAUCGAUGACAUUAUAACGUGACAUUAGUUUCUUAACUGAUCUGCUUCAAUAACACAGAUGACAUUAAACCACAGAUGUAUCAAAAAAUAAAGCCCUGUGAUUGUGUGAGCUCUGGGGAACAAGGGGCAGCGACUCGUGCAUUUCUCUUUGCUGCCUCAGGGGCCCUAAGCCACCAUCUUUCACAAAGGAGAGGGUUUGGCCUCGGUUUAUCACACUCUAAUCACAUCUUAAAAGCUGAUCUUCUAAAAACUAUGAGAACAAUGUGGCGACAAGGAGAUAUUCGGACAGUUCAGGAGAAACUAACCCAGUAGGAUUUACAGUCGAUUGUUGUUAAUAUGAAAGGGAGAUAUUUCGUAUGUGACGCCCGUCAUUUUAUUGAGGUUUACAUUUUAUAACUGUAAAAUGAUCGACUGAGAUUUUGCUUCUAAAAUCCAGAGCGCUUGCUGGCGAAGCAUGGAGCUAAUACCACGUCUAGAAGUUGUUGGCACGAAGGUGAAAGGCAAGUAUUACAACAACUACCAUCAGAAUGGAACUUUCGAUCCCGGAUUAGCAUCGCCAGAUUUUUUCAGCGCUAUGGGAAUGUCGCCAAAUUAUAAGGGGCCCUUGAAUUUCGACUCAUUUCCCCAAACAUUUAAUCCUAACUCAGGAUUUGACAACGACUCACUGAAUGGAUCCCAAGUGCAGCUAAUACGUCAUAAGAAGGAGAGAUCCAAAAGAACGGCCAUGCUGAUUGGUUUCGGUGUUCUGCUCAUGGUGCUAGCAGCUUUCGUAGUUGUUGUCGGAUUUCUUGGAGCUGAACUCAAUGCUGACAAGAACAAGAAUGUAGCAGCCAGUGAAAUGUCUUCUGAAGCGUUGACGCAGGUCUUGGCUUCUAGGGGCUUUUCCGUUUCCUCCCCCAAAGGUGCAGACGUCCUGCAGAUAUCUCCUGGUGUAAGUCAAACCAGCCAGCCACAGCCGUCUGUACAGGUCGUGAUAACAACAACAGCUAGGGCUACUCCUGCUCCUGUAGCUGUGUUACCAGCUUCAGCUACUCCACCUCCUGCAAGUCCACCCAACCCUACACAAGUUGUUCAACCACCGGAGGUAUAUACAGCAACAACAACGACAACAACACUCUCAACCACGAUGACCUCACCACCAGCACCGUCUCCUGUAGUGAUCCCACCAAGACUCUUGGUUCCGAACGACGCACAUGCUUCAUCGCCAGCAACUCCGGCUCCCUUCACAACUUCAAUAUCUACCACUUUAACACCCAGUACUACAGCGCAAACUACAUUGUUGACAACACCAUCAACAACUACCACAAUGCCAUCAACAACAUCGACUACACCGUCCACAACGACAACUACACCGUCCACAACGACAACUACACCAUCCACAACCACAACAACACCGUCCACAACGACAACUACACCAUCCACAACGACAACUACACCAUCCACAACCACAACAACACCGUCCACAACGACAACUACACCGUCCACAACCACAACAACACCAUCCACAACAACAAGUACAACAGCCCCAUUCACAACGACAACACCAUCUACAACGACGACAUCAACGACAACAACACCAUCAACAACGACAACGACAGCAUCAUCGACGACAACCACAACAUCUACAACGACGAUCACACCAUCCACAACGACAACCACUCAAUCAACAACGUCGACCACUCCGUCUACUACGACUACAACAACACCACGACCAACCACCCUUUUGAAUUCACUUUUUAAUGUUUCAUCUGAAACACCCUCGACCCCACAGACAAAUGCGCAGAGCACGGCGGCACCACCACCAGCAGUAACAAAUCCUCCAGUUGGCGAUACAAAGUUGAAGAUCAUUUUAAGACCUAUGACCUUGACCGGAGCCACCUUCAUAGGCUGCAACUACACAGAUCCGAACCCUCCUCCUGUGUUGAUUAUAUUCCGUGUGGAGCCUUUGAAAGACCCGAUACCUUUGGUUAUUUUCCCAAGAAAUGCAAGCAUAGUUUUGCAUGAGACUCUGAACACUACAAUCUAUAAAGCGGCAGCCCAGUUGACAGGUUUGAGUAAACUGUUUGCCUUGCAAAUAUCUCGAGUCAAAUGUCAAGACCUCAAAAGUUACACCUGCUACAUCCCAGCAACGCCUGAAACUCCGGAAAUGAUAUCUGAGGGUCAAAGUGUCAUGAGUUUGCCAAAAGAAAUACAGAACGUCACUGCUUUGGUACCUUCAAAAAUCCUUGCCGGACAGAGCACUCGAAUGGCGUGUACAUCUAUAGAGAUGACUAACAAAACAGUGUCUUGGGAGUUAAUGCCACCUCAGGGUACCAGCUUCUCUCCCUUUGAAUUUCCUGGUCAGAGACAUGUUCCUACACAGUCAAAUAUAACAUCUGAUUUUAACUGUAACAUUUACGGCUCCAAUCUCUUGGUACAGCAAACAUUUGAUCUCAGCCUGAACGGGUCAAAAGUCAGAUGUGUCUCUGGAACGACAGGGGCCACGUCAAGCCCAGUAACUCUGAAUAUUUCUACCAGCUAGUUAUUUCGAGGUUGUGGAACUUUUAGAGAGGAACAAGACUACCCAAGACUACAACAAACUAUUUGGAAGUCCAUACAGAACGUCUAUUUCAUUCUGGAAGUUUUUCAAUGAAUAAAUUCCAUAUUUGCACACAUAUAUAUAUAUUAAUAAAUACUAAAAAAAAAAAAAUAUAAUGGAAUAUUUUACAAGCAUAUUUUU